AUGGCACCCAGUUCGCGCCCGAACUUUCUCGUCAUUCUUGCUGAUGAUCUAGGAUAUAGCGACAUUGGCUGUUUCGGUAGCGAAAUUCGAACACCGAACCUUGAUGAACUUGCUCGCCAUGGCGCACGUUUCUCCGACUACCACACUGCCAGCGCGUGUAGCCCAACCCGAGCGAUGCUCCUGAGCGGGACGGACAACCAUAUCGCCGGCGUCGGUGUGAUGAGCGAGCAAAAGGGCCGAGAUCCUGACCGAUGGAACGUACCGGGUCAUGAAGGUUUUCUAAACCACGAUGUCGCGGCUCUUUCCGAAAUCCUGCAAGACGACGGUUAUCACACGCUCAUCAGCGGCAAGUGGCACCUGGGAUUGCGACCCGAGAAUAACCCUGCUGCGCGGGGUUUCGACCGUUCGUUCGCGCUCCUCCCGGGCACGUCCAACCACUAUGCCUGGGAACCUCAAUUCGAUGAGGACUUCAAUUUCUUCGUGCGGAUCCCGCCCCUUUACACAGAGGAUGGGAAGAAAUACGAGGUCGAGCCCAAUACAGCCCACGACAAAGCCGGUUUCUUUACCUCGGAUUUUUACACCGACAAUCUGAUCCGAUAUCUGCGUGAGCGCUCAGGGGAGAAUAAGGAGAAACCGUUCUUUGCGUAUUUGCCUUUCUCAGCACCUCACUGGCCGCUGCAGUGCGCUAAAGAAGAUCGCGAACGAUACAAAGGAAUAUACGAUGAUGGGCCGGAUACGCUGCGGCUUCGGCGGCUCGAGGGGCUCAAGAAGCAGGGAUUGGUACCGUCUGAUGUGAAGCCGCAUGAUAUGGUGGUCGGACCAAUGAACACGGAAUGGAAUGACAUGCCAGAUUACGAGCGACUGUGCUCCGCGCGGGCGAUGGAGUGCUUUGCCGGCAUGGUGGAUAACAUUGACCAGAACGUGGGCAAGAUCGUCACCUAUCUGAAGGAAACAGGAGAGUUUGACAAUACAGUAAUUAUCUUCCAAAGUGACAACGGCGCCGAGGGUGCGACUUAUGAAGCGCUGCCCACUAUGGGCGCUGACUUGAUGCGCGUCAUUAGCGCAUAUUAUGAUAACUCACUAGAUAACAUCGGCAACGCUACGUCCUUUGCCUGGUAUGGGACACGCUGGGCACAGGCUUCGACUGCACCAUCCCGCUUGUACAAGAUGUACACCACGGAGGGUGGCAUUAAAGUCCCCUUCCUCAUCCAUUACCCCAAGUUCGCCAAGGAGCGACAAGGAGGGACCAUCAUCAACGCUUUUUCGAGCGUGAUGGAUCUCUGUCCGACGUUCCUAGAUCUCGCAGGUAUAAAACACCCGGCGUCGGACGGUAAAUCCGGGAGUUUCCGAGGGCGGGAUGUAGCGCCCAUGCGAGGGAAGUCCUGGGUGCCCUUCAUGACUAGCAAAGAAGCUUCCAACUAUUCCGGUGACGCCAUCCACGGCGAGACUGCCAUGGGCUGGGAGCUUUUCGGCCGCGCCGCCGUUCGCAAGGGCAACUGGAAGCUCGUGCACAUCGAGGCUUCUAUGGGAGGCCGAGAGGACGAUGGUUGGCAGCUGUACGACCUGUCUAAAGAUCAGGGCGAGAUUGAUGAUUUAUCGCAGUCCCGACCGGAGGUAUACAAGGAGCUGCUUGGCAUUUGGGAACAAUAUCGUAAGGAAACAGGCGUGGUCUGGGGCACGCCGAUCCGAUAUGUGGGCGAAGAGUGGGAUGGUAAUGCCGAAGAGGGCAUUGUCGGAGGUGACGCCAUCACGCAGACACUUGCUUGGAUGAAGGUCAGAAAGAAUGAGACGCCGCUUUCAAAGCUGUAG
Messenger RNA from Trematosphaeria pertusa, 1809 nucleotides. Its product is annotated as alkaline phosphatase-like protein. Bases 1 to 1809 code for a protein of 602 amino acids. The record is from RefSeq and is a predicted model, not a curated record. The transcript has 6 exons. NCBI's taxonomy places the organism in Eukaryota, Fungi, Ascomycota, Dothideomycetes, Pleosporales, Trematosphaeriaceae. Gene Ontology annotation, molecular function: arylsulfatase activity.